AUGGUGGUGGCAGCAUCAAGUUACAGUCGCCGUAUCAGACAAGCCAUGAAAAUUGCUCACUGCAACAAUUCUUCCUGUUUCAUGGGCAAAACUACACUUCAGGAGAUUGCAGACAGGAAAAUUAACUCUGUGGAACAGGUCUCCAGAUACACUAACAUAAAUAUUGCAAGAGAAGUUUAUUGCUCCCUAAUGUGGACAAAUGAUAAGCUGCCAGUUAGUGCUGUGUCUGUUAGUUAUUCUCCAUGGACAUUUGAUAGCUAUGUCAGUGAAAGUUCAGAGAUGCAAUCAGAAGAUGAGGAUGCUGCAGACACUGAAAGUGAAAAUAUAUCAAGAUCAGAAAUAAUGCCGGGAUACCAAAAUGAAAUUUACACAAAACAUAUGCCUGAUGAAAAUAUCCAAACAUCACAAAAAUACGAUGUAAAUGUCAAGGAUAUAAAAGCAAAUCACUCUUCUCUGUAUUGUGAUGCAUCUUACAUGUGUGACACUAUAAAAGAAACUAAACUGAAUAUCUGUGCAAGACAGGAUGCCUGGUGUCAAACCGAUAAGACAUCAUAUGUAGCUGAGGCGUGCCAUGUUGCUGUACAGUGUGAUAUUCUGCAAAAAUGCAAGUGUGCAGAAUAGUU
Messenger RNA from Spea bombifrons (plains spadefoot toad), 623 nucleotides. RefSeq names its product chromosome 4 C12orf40 homolog (gene REDIC1). The transcript is spliced from 4 exons. The coding region runs from base 1 to 621 and encodes 206 amino acids. Lineage: Eukaryota; Metazoa; Chordata; Amphibia; Anura; Pelobatidae. The record is from RefSeq and is a predicted model, not a curated record.